CCCACAGUUGAUGCCUGUGCCUUGUUGAGCCUAUGCGAUUAUGCGAUGUGGCCAAGAGUAGACAGAAUCUUGGCAGGUUAUGCCCGAGGAUGGUUGUGAUAAGUGUUUCUUUGCCAGAUGCAUUUUGGCUCCAUUAUGUUGAGAGGCUGGAUGCCUCAUCGACUGCCAUCGUCCUGAAAGAACAGCCACAGGGCCAUGGCUUCCGAAGCUCAUGGCGCAGGCCUCGGCGCCAUGUAUCGAGCAUGCCUUCAGCGCGAGACCGACGGGUCUUACGGGGUGAUGCUUUCGGCAGAUGCAGAGAUGACAGUUCUCGUCAUUCUCGACUUCCGGGGCUCUCAUGCGGUACAGAGGUGGAACCAGAAGCAUCCCCAGUGUCCCAUCUUGGUGGGACACGUGGUCGUGGAGGUGGUUGAUCUCCUGAUUCAUCGAGAGCAAACUUCUCAGCAAGCGCAGGUGCACGCGUCAGCUUUGGCCAUGCACCGGUGGUCCCAAACCGUGGAGGAGCUGCUCCAUUCCGCGGGUUGCGUGGAACGCGCGCGGAGUCUCCGCGCAGAGGUCGUGGAGACCUGUGCCAUUUGUCAGGACGACUUGAGUUUGGAAGUCGUUGCUUUGCCCUGCAGCCAUCACUUCCAUCACAGCUGCAUCAAAGAGUGGUUCAUCUCACAAAGCAAUGCCCGCUGCCCCAUGUGCAACCAGGUCUUUGCCCGAGCGUGUUAGCUCCGUUGUGGAGAGGGUUUCAAGUUCUUCACAACAGCAGACCGGUUGCCAAGUUGCCAGAAGAUCCCACCCGGAAAGUGUUUAAGACUUUAAAGUAAGACUUUAAAAGAAGGCAAAUAAGUUGGAGCUGCAAACACUAUGACUCAACAAUAGCAGGGUGCCAUUGAAGUCAAAUUGGCC
Messenger RNA from Durusdinium trenchii, 897 nucleotides. The record is from the annotation of a GenBank genome assembly. NCBI's taxonomy places the organism in Eukaryota, Dinophyceae, Suessiales, Symbiodiniaceae.